Molecule: messenger RNA, 4023 nt
Organism: Bathycoccus prasinos
Lineage: Eukaryota; Viridiplantae; Chlorophyta; Mamiellophyceae; Mamiellales; Bathycoccaceae
Exons: 1
Coding region: 1-4023 (1340 amino acids)
Biological process (GO): regulation of DNA-templated transcription
Cellular component (GO): nucleus
Molecular function (GO): zinc ion binding; DNA-binding transcription factor activity, RNA polymerase II-specific; RNA polymerase II cis-regulatory region sequence-specific DNA binding
Source: RefSeq, a predicted model, not a curated record
AUGGAACCGUAUUUCGCGCGACGCGUAAACGCGGGGACGACGCCGUCUGGAGAGAAUACGACGAAUACUACUACGAAGAGUAAUAAUACGAAUACCGAAAAAGACGACGCGGGAGAAGAGGAGGAGGAGGAAACGCGGCUGGCGGAUGCGGUUGAUGACGCGAAGGAGGUGAAGAAGAGUUCUCCGCCUCCAGAAGAAGAUCAGCUUUUUUUGCAGGGUUCGAGAGAAACGACGACUUUAGCGGGCGAAGAAGGGAAGACGAUGACGACGAUGACGACGACGGAGGAGGAGAUUGCAGAGCCCGUGGACGUAAUCGUCGUCGGCGAAAAAGAAGUUCCGGCGAAACUACCGACUUCGUCGCCGUCGCCGUCGUCAAAGGGGGGGGCUGCUGUGGAGGAGGAGUCCGUCGUUCCGAAACUCCCCUUUCCCGUGUUAAUCGCGAGUGCUGCCACGACAACGACGACGACCGAUAAUAAUACGGGCGGCGAGAACGGCGUCACCACGUCGGCGGCAACGACGUCAGAAGGAGGCUUAAAUGAAGAAGAGGAUGUGAACUUGGCCGUAUUUACGAAACGAGGCUUGAAAAGGCAACGAAAAUACACGGAUGUGGACGAGAACGGCUUGACGAAAAACGGAAAGAGGAAAGGCAGGCCGGCGAAGGACGUUACCGGCUUGACCGUCCAAGAGUUGAGAGUUCAAGCGAGAGAAGAUUCGCUCGCAGCCGGAGUAGGUAAUUCUAGGCACCAAACGUGGACGACGGAGGAAGAUGAGCGCUUAUGCGCUUUGGUCGAGCGAUUCGGGUCGAAGAAGUGGUCGUUUCUCGCGCAACUUAUGGUGGAUCGCAAAGGGAAACAGUGUCGCGAUCGGUAUAUUAAUCACCUCGCGCCGAGCAUCAAAAGAGGUGAAUGGACCGUGGAGGAAGAGUACAUGGUGGUCCAAGGUCAUCGCGUGUUAGGGACGAGAUGGGCCGCGCUAGCAAAGGUUGUGCCCGGGAGACCGGAAAACGCGGUGAAAAAUCACUGGCACGCGUGCAGAAGGACGAAAUUUGAAGCGAAAGCGUUGUUGCGACCGCUGUAUCGAUACCAGUUGAUGGAAUUGAAUACGAUAAUUGAACCACCCUCAGAGGAGAGUUUGAAAGAGGCGAAAGAGAAGCUCGGCGAUGAGUAUCCGCCAGACGGACCGGUCGAAACACCGAAGGAAUCUUUCGAGAACGAGACUGAACAAAAGACGUUCGAAAAAAGGUUGGCGAAGUUGGCGUCGAAGAAGCAAGUGAGAGACUACGACCCGGUAGACGACGACACCGAGGAGGAGGAAGAAGAAGAAGAAGAGGUAGAGGACGAAAAAUUAGAUUCAUCGGAGGCGGAGGCGCUCAGGGAGAAGAAAAGACUGGCGAAACUGCUCAAGGAGCAUCAAGAAAAAGAAAAGCGCGAAAAACAAGAGCGCCAGAAGCUCUUGGUCGAACAACAACGCAAACUGAUGCCGAAGAAAACCAGAGCUAAUUCUCGCAAAGCCAAGUCUCUUUCAGGUGCGAUAAAAGAAGUGGACGCCAAAAUGGAAACGAACGCGUUGGUGAACGCGGUAAAGAGCGAAUUGGACAGCCAAGCGGUGGCGACGGAGGCGGCGGAAGGCCUUCUCAAAGGCCUUCCCGGCAACGCGCCCGACGACGAGAAUGAAGAAGAACACGCGGCAAAGAGUAUUUCCCCGGUAAUGAUGGCGCUAGGCCCAGCCCCUCAGAUGCCGAAAGUGAAAGUUCAGGAACUCCCGUUGCCGAAAGUGAAAGUUCCGGAACUCCCGUUGCCGAAAAUUGGCGGAUACAUCAAAUCGACGUGGAAACAACCGGAGCCGUCUUCUUUGAAUCCCAAGUCAAAAGGACGGAGGGCUCAAAAGUAUAAAGACAACGAAAAGAAGAGGAAGGAGGAGAAGAUGAAGAAAGGUACGAUUAAAGAAUCCGAUUCGGAUGGAUACUCUUGGCGCAAAUACGGAGAAAAAGAACUCAAAUCGGGCUCCAGCACCAAAUCGUAUUAUAGGUGCGCGCGUCUCGACUGUCCUGCGAAGAAAACCAUUGAAAGGGGCAUGACUGUGUACACCUACGCGGAGCACACGCACGAUAAACCGAAGGCAUCGUUUAAACCGGAGGCAUCGUUUGAAGACGCCGAGGACAUGAGAAGACACGAACAAGAACUCGAUUUGAUUUUAGCCGCCGCGGAAGAGAUGGAUGGAGGAGCGAGCAUGGAAACAUCGGAAGAAGAGUUCACGAGGGAAGCGGAUCUCGACUACGAGGAGCCAGAAAUUGACGAGGAAACUGAUCCCGUCGUGCUCGAGCGGCGUCGAGCGAAAUGGCUCGAACAACAGAUCUUUGGCGAUGCCAAGAGAACAAAGUUAGCGCCCGCCGAAGCAGCUGCGUUUCAACAGGAUUUUGUCGGAGACCAACAACUGAAACAGAAGAGAAAGUAUACGAGAAAGGGUGAGGGGGUCAAAAAACCGGGUCCUGGUUCCGAGAAAAAGUUCAAAGUGACCAACGCGGAAUAUCAAGGACCGUGCAUGCUUUGCGGUACGAGACUCACGCCGUGCUGGAGAAGCGUCGGAAAUUUAAAGUUGUGCAACGCGUGCGGUAUUCGCAUUUACCGCGAUUACGCGGUAGAGAAGGAGGAAGCUACCGCGCUCUUGGAACUUGCACAAGGCUUAGGUGCUGCAAAAAGCAAGCAAGAAGCUGUCCGCACGGUGAACAGGAGACUCCCGGGGAGGUGUAAGACCGAUCAGCAAGACCUCGAGAGAUUUGCUUUGAGCAAGUAUCCGAAGUUACAAUUAGUGCUAACGACUAAUCUAGAAACGAUCGGGAUCGACUUGCCGGCGAAAAUGAAGGUUCACAAAGUGAAAGCGCAACCGCGAAAAAACUUCCAAGCGCCGAUUGCAUCGAGAGUGCCGACGAAGAAGCGCACGAUGAUCAACUACAGGAAGCGCGUUAUUACGCUCGACGAGAUUGUAAACAACGACGACGACGACGUUGCGGAGGCGGCCGCAAUGCUUCAACUACAACAGCAGCGAGGUACGCGUGCCGAUCAGAGCAACAACUAUCUCUUCUAUCUUCCGAUCAAAAAGCGCAGAGACGCUCGGAUGAACGAGAACGGCACGUUAACCGCGAUUGACACCGUCUCCGGCGAAGACGUUCCAGAGUACAUGGAUGUCAUGCAAAAAUCUGGCGGUACCGUGCGAAACCCGCUAAGUUUAUUGGCGUCGUCGGUUUCUUUACGACUGGACGAUAUUGAUGAGCCGGAAUCGGUGACGCCGCCGGCGACGACCGAAGUACUUGCGUUGCCGACAACGUCGGCGACUACUACCGUCGUCACCGCCGCUGCGGCGGAAAAAUCCAACAACGACGUCACUACGCCGUACGCAGCGCAAGGCGAGGCGACAACAAUAGCAGCAACGACGACUGAAAUGACGACAGUUGACCCACAAUUAAGUUCGAUUGAAAACAAAGAGCAAAAAGGAACGACCGUCGUCACCCCGGCCAAGCGAGAGCAACCGCACGCCGGACCAAGAGCGGCGCCCAAAAAACGCACUGCGAUUGAAGAUUUUAUCGAAGUCACGGAGUGGCCGUUGGAUACCAAUCGAUGCAUCAACGCCGCCCGAUCUAGAAACACUUCUUUAGAAGUCGCCUCGCUGACGACCAAAGCCGCUUGCGACGGGCCAAUUCAACUGAGGGGCCCGAACGUUUCCAUCUCUCGGGACAAAUUGGUCGCCGGAUUGAAACGCAUCGCAUCGAACGCGCGCGAAAAAAUCGCCAAGCAAAGAAUGAAACGCGCGGGCACUGAUCCAGAGAGCUUCCAAUCUAAUCCUUUAAAUCGCUCAAACGGACGGUGUGCAAUCUCCAUUCGCCAAAAUUCGUGCAAAAAAGGUGAUUUGCAGAUGAUCAUCGUCUGCUCUUCGGAAAAUUUCCGCGACGCCAUCAGUUGCGCGGAAGAUUGCGCGGUGCAAAUAAAAGAAGAUUUUGAUUUUGAGAGCGUCAUCGACGCGCCCUAA